AUGUCUACGCCCUCGACCGCCACGGCCACGCUCCCGCCCCAUCACCAGUUCUACUCGCACCACCAGACAUACCAGCCAAACAUCGCCAAUGCCCCGAUUGCCAACGGCUCUGCUCGGAUAGGCAAUUCGCUCUACAACGGCUACGCUAGCGCCUCGUCGUCGUCCACCAACAACGCUGACCUGCGCCGGACCGCAACUGCCCACACCAGACAGCCUCCCCAGCUGCCGCCCAUCUCGCACUCGCCUGCGAUCGACAUGAGCGCGACCGACUCGGGCUCGGCCCACCGCCGGCGGAAUCCUGACUGGGCCGACUUCUACAAGAACGGCAUCCCGAGGGAGGUGAUUGUUAUUGACGACGACGACGACGACGACGAUGACACCCACGACACCCACCAGGGCCCGCACCCGCCCCCGUCGCGCACCCACGAUGCUGCACGCACCGCGACAAAUGCAGCCGCGCGCCACGCUGACAAGAAGCGCAAAACGGCCGCGUCGACGGCCUACGACCCUGUUUACAACCAGCACACGUCCUACUCGACCACGCAGACGCCCUACUACGACUCGCCCAACCACUCGCUGUCCACCGACAGGACCACAUCGGCUCUUACCACGACGGCGCCCACGUCGUUGGGCUCCCAGGCCAGCAACGGCCACAACAUCUCGCCCCACGACGGCAGCGCUGCGGGCCAGAAGCGGAAGCGCACACGCGCCGUGGUGCAGGACGAAGCAAAGCAGGCCAAGCGGCGAGAGCUGGACCAAAACGACGACCCUUUUAGCCUCUACCAGCCGCCCCCCAACCCGCCCAUCAAGGCCAAGGACGUCUACGUGCAGGUCAUCCAAGAUGUAAGACACACGCUUGCCUCUCUGCUACUACUACUACUACUACUACUACUACUACGACGACGACGACGAGCAACCUCUGGUACUGACAAAUCUUACAGCAAGGACCAAAAGGUCGAUGACGAAGACGGCCAUUACAUUGUCGUGCCCGAUGCCGAUCUCACUGAGCGAUAUCAAAUUACCAAGCUGCUCGGCCAGGGCACCUUUGGCAAAGUCGUGCAGGCCUACGACAGACGGAAAGGCACCAACUGCGCCAUCAAGGUGAUUCGAUCGGUGCCCAAAUACAGAGAUGCCAGCCGCAUUGAACUGAGAGUGCUGUCGACACUGGCGUCCAACGACAAGCACAACAUCAACCGAUGCAUACACCUGCGAGACUGCUUCGACUACCGGAACCACAUCUGCAUCGUUACUGAUCUCUACGGCCAGAGUGUGUUUGACUUUCUCAAGUCCAACGGCUUUGUGCCUUUUCCCAGCUCCCACAUCCAAAAGUUUGCCAAGCAGUUGUUCACCAGUGUUGCCUUUCUGCACGACCUCAACCUCAUUCAUACCGAUUUGAAGCCGGAAAACAUUCUGCUUGUUAACAACAACUAUCAGACUUUUACGUACAAUAGAACUGUGCCGUCGUCGUCGACUACUGUAAACCGGACAGCACGCCAUCGCAAGGUCCUUCUCGACCCUGAAAUCCGACUCAUCGACUUUGGAUCGGCUACGUUCAACGAUGAGUACCACUCUUCGGUGGUGUCCACGCGUCACUACCGUGCGCCUGAGAUUAUCCUCAACCUGGGCUGGAGCUUCCCUUGCGACAUCUGGAGCAUCGGCUGCAUUCUGGUUGAGUUUUUUACGGGCGACGCCUUGUUCCAGACGCACGAUAAUCUCGAGCAUCUGGCCAUGAUGGAGGCUGUGUGCAGCGGCAAGAUUGACCGGGACAUUGUUCGAGCCGUGUACAAGCAAGAUCGAGGAUCGUCGCGCAACUCAGCAAGCUCUGCUGCGAGAUAUUUCAAAAACUACAAGCUCGACUAUCCCAACGCCGAAACCAACAAGGCGUCUAAGAAAUAUGUAAAGGCGAUGAAGAAGCUUCCUGAAACCAUUCCUGCUCACACGGACUUCAACCGGCAAUUCCUCGACCUGCUACGACGCAUCUUUGUGUACGACCCCAAGAAACGCAUCACGGCCAAGGAAGCGCUGCAGCAUCCUUGGUUCAAGGAGUCGCUCAUGGACGAUGGAACCGAGGCCCACAAGAUCCGGUUGGAGCGGGAAAAGAAGGCCCGUCGGGUGGAAGAAGAGCGCCGAUUCCGUGAACAGCAGCGACCGUACUGA
Exserohilum turcica Et28A is the source of this 2157-nucleotide messenger RNA. RefSeq lists its product as uncharacterized. The transcript has 5 exons. Gene Ontology annotation, cellular component: nucleus. The record is from RefSeq and is a predicted model, not a curated record. Bases 1 to 2157 code for a protein of 718 amino acids. Lineage: Eukaryota; Fungi; Ascomycota; Dothideomycetes; Pleosporales; Pleosporaceae. Gene Ontology annotation, biological process: protein phosphorylation. Gene Ontology annotation, molecular function: protein kinase activity; ATP binding.